AUGUCGUUCAUGCUCAUGCAGACUCCCGAUCCUCGGACGAUAAAGGACGCUCUUCCCGAUUUCACCAACGUCUCACAUAUCUUCCUCCCCAUCAACGACAACCACUCUGCCUCCAUCGCUGAAGGCGGCACGCACUGGUCUCUGCUCUUAGUUUCCAUCGUUGACGGCGUCGCAUUCCACUAUGACAGCAUGCCACCCGGAAACCAAAACGAAGCACACUACGUCACCCAAAAACUCUCCAGACUGAUCAACAAGCCUCUGCGGUUCAUCCAGUUGACCGACUCGCCGUUGCAGGAUAACUCGAGUGAUUGCGGGGUAUUUGUCUGUCUUAAUAUGAGGCACUUACUCCUAAAGAGACUCUUGAUGGUCAGAACGGAUGCGAAGGUUAGCAUGAGUCUGGGUGGGAGGGUGGUGGAUGCCUCGGCCGGGAGGAAGGAGAUGCUACGCAUCAUUGAGGAGUUUCGGAGAGAGGGUGAGAGAAGGAGAUCGUAA
Cladophialophora psammophila CBS 110553 is the source of this 492-nucleotide messenger RNA. RefSeq lists its product as uncharacterized. Gene Ontology annotation, biological process: proteolysis. Gene Ontology annotation, molecular function: deNEDDylase activity; cysteine-type peptidase activity. Bases 1 to 492 code for a protein of 163 amino acids. The record is from RefSeq and is a predicted model, not a curated record. Lineage: Eukaryota; Fungi; Ascomycota; Eurotiomycetes; Chaetothyriales; Herpotrichiellaceae. The transcript has 2 exons.